UGGAAGACCAAAAGCGAACUGGGAUCGGUCUUAGUCGGUGCACGGCUUUGGUGUAGUAAUUGAGUUUUGCCUUCCUGAUAUCCGCCGCUUCCAGCAGGCUGACCCUGAGUACCCACUCAACCCGCAUUGCUUGUGCUGCUGUCGGCUUGCUGGCGCUCUUGUACCCCGAAAUGGAAGCAAGGCACCUCCCGGCUCGUUUCCAUCUUGUUUCGCUGAGUGCGGUAUCAUCCCGCGACGUACUCGGCAGCCGAGAUCUCCUUAUCAACACCAAUCACCAUGGGCCCGUCAUCGAGAAGCUCGCCACAUCCAAAUCCGCCGUACUGAAGGAGCUUCACGUUGUCAUUGCAAUACAUUUGGCGAUUGUAUGGGUCAAGAUCGAUGAACUGAGGCCCGCAAAUGGUGAACAAAGCCUUACCAAAACGAGAGGGACGUCGCGGUGUGCACGGUCGACACUGCAUGCGUGUGGACCCCUGGAAGUUGACUCGAUUACGGGGUGGAAUAAGACAGUAGGUAGGUCUGAGGACAUUAUCUACGCAUGCCGCGAAGGGUCUCUAGGUAACCUAGGUCCGGUCGGCUUCCUUCUUGCCUCGAAAACUGGGCGAGCCCGCGAGAUCUCGUCUACCGAUCGGCUGGUCCACAGACCUUUAUCGUCCUUGUCGUCUAUGCCUCCAGCAAAACUCUGCCAACAGAUGCUAGAGUUUCCUGGUUUAGUGGAUUUGCUGACCACAAACAAGGCAGUCCAGAGGCUCCGUCCACUCCUUGAGACCACCGGUCACUUCUUCC
Molecule: messenger RNA, 783 nt
Organism: Microdochium trichocladiopsis
Lineage: Eukaryota; Fungi; Ascomycota; Sordariomycetes; Xylariales; Microdochiaceae
Exons: 2
Source: RefSeq, a predicted model, not a curated record